Symbiodinium sp. CCMP2592 is the source of this 1602-nucleotide messenger RNA. The record is from the annotation of a GenBank genome assembly. NCBI's taxonomy places the organism in Eukaryota, Dinophyceae, Suessiales, Symbiodiniaceae.
AUGGCCAGUGGGCGCAUCACACGGGCCCUCGGGUCGUCACAAGUCAAGUCCCGUGUGGCGGCUCUCACCCGCGAGCUUCAGGCAGCCUGCAAGGCAGACGGCAAGGGCUGGCAGCAUGCGUUAGGGCUCCUCUUCGAUGAGCUGGACCACUCGGAGCGCACGGGAAGGCAGAGCCUAGAUGUCCGCGCUCUCUCCGCAGGCCUCGGAGUAUGUGCUGCGGGAGCCCGAUGGCAGGAGACUCUCCGCAUCUUGAGCUUUUUGAAGGACACUGGCCAGGGUCUGCCAAACGAAGUCGGACGCAGUGCAGCUAUUGCAGCACUCCUCCGUGCGGAUCGCUGGCAGCAGGCCCUCUUCUUGUUCUUCAUCUUCGAGUCCGAGCUGGAGUCCGUUGAGCCCGUCUCCAUCGGGGCAGCCAUCAAUGCCUGCGCCGAGGGAUCUCACUGGCAAGGGGCGCUCUCCUUGCUGGACCAGAUUAACGACUUGCAUGGAUUGAAGCAGGAACGAGAGGUGCAUUCUCCUCGCAGCGUGCAGGUUUGUCGCAAUGCCGCAAUCACUGCGUGCGGGCGCGCCUCUCGUUGGGGCUGGGCUCUCCACAUCUUCCUCAAGCUUGGUCGUGCAGACGACGUUGGCUGCAGUGCUGUGGUCAAUGCUUGUCAGCGGGCCUCACAGUGGGAACAGGCUUUGCACCUUCUUCGCUUCGCACCGAAAGGCCGUAAUGAGGGAGCCGUCACGGCGGCAAUCGCUGCCUGCGAGCGGGCAUCGCGUUGGACGGCUGCUCUGAGCCUGCUGCGGCAGGGAGGAAGCCUUCCAUCUUGGAAUACCGCCAUGAGCGCCUGUGAGAAAGCCGGCUUAUGGCAGCUCGCCCUGGCUCUCUUCUUGCAGCUGCCUGACGUCCGUCUCUCCCCAAGCGGAGUGUCCUACAACACUGCCAUCUGCGCCUGCGAGAGGGAAGGCCUCUGGCAAGACGCUCUCUUCCUACUAUCUCAACGACGAGAGCUUGAGGAGGCUGACAACAUCGCCGUGGGAUCAGCAGUCAGUGCCUGUGCCAAGGCCGCUCAGUGGGAACGGGCUGUGGCAAUGGUUCUGAAGCCGUGGGACCUUGCGGUCCUUUGGAGUGGCCUCGUGGACUCCAGGUGCUGCUCCGCCGCUCUUCUUGCCUGCCAGAAGGUCUCCAAGUGGCUCCAAGCUCUGGACCUCUUCUGGGGCUACCCGGCUUCCUCGGACCUGGACACACUACCCGCGGACUAUGCCUUUGCUGCUGCUGCUUGUGAUGAAGCGCAUCGCCCGGGCUCGGCGUUGGAGAUACGGCAUGCGCUGAGCCAGAGCCAUGUACUGCGGAGGUCAACCGCUGCACUGGAUGCUGUCAUUGCGAUGGAUACAAUGGCGGCUGGCGACUCCUGUGGCGAGCUGCAAGGAGGCCGAUUCGUUCAAUCGGCUUUGGCUCCAGCACUGAGUUCUUUGCAAGGUGGGCUUUGCAGCCACGAGGCGCUACAUUCUUUGCCAAGUUUCGGCGCAGCCUGGGCUGCAGAUAUUUUUCAGGGAUGGCACCUGACUUUCUGCUUCGGUGAAGGCCUAAGUCUCGCGAUUCCAGAACGCGAGUAA